GCGUCUGAUAACUGUCAACAGUUUCACUGACCUUUCCUGGCUCCAUAUUUGUAAAAAAAAAACAACAACUGCGUUUUAACGGCGUUGGAGGUACGUUAGCUCUUCACAGCUAGCCACCGCUCCACACACAAUCGUGAGUGACUUCAAACUCGCCAACAUACGCUCCUAGUGAUUUAUUCAUCUUUCCAGUCCAACCUGGAACCUGGAUUUACCGUAAUAAUACAGAACAUGUGCAUUUACUCAGAAGAUGCAGUCGGGAAUGCCGAGUUAUCUCGCUGUUUGUGGUUGUCUGUGUGUGUCUUAACACCGUAAUUAACUUUUUAUGGUCGUCUUUGAUUUGUGCAUAUUGUACCUUUAUGUUUUUAUAUGUUAGUGAGAAUGUACAUACUGAAAGUGCAGGAUGGGAUUGUGACCAUUGAGAAUGAGCUAACAAGCUUUGUCUAUGAUAUUUUAAGAAUAUUUUAACCACUUUCUCUCACCAUUAGACAGCUUUUUUCAUUCUUGAAACUCUCUUGCUCUCCUGCACCAACGCCCAUAGAGAAAACCAUCAAUUUUAUGUCACAGCACACAGUUGUUGAUUGUUGGUGACACAAUCUGUCAAGUUAUCUUCUCGUCCUGUGCAGACUCUGCACUUGUAAGACUGGUUUUAUGAAUGCAAAUGAUGCAACAGGAGACCAUCAACUCCUGUGUCCCCGCCAACUAAAAACGCUGAUUUUUUUUCAUGGACUUUGGUGCAGGAGAGCGAGUGGUUUAAAAACGUUCAGUUCCCAGCCCGAAAAGGCAGUUUCAAACAUGGCCACUCCGAGCAAGACACCACCUGGAGCAGACCCCAAACAGCUGGAGCGGACUGGGACGGUCCGGGAGAUUGGCUCCCAGGCGGUGUGGUCCCUGUCUUCCUGUAAACCCGGCUUUGGAGUGGAUCAGCUGAGGGACGACAACCUGGAGACCUACUGGCAGUCUGAUGGAUCUCAGCCUCACCUGGUCAACAUACAAUUCAGGAGGAGGACGACUGUGAAGAUGUUGUGUAUUUAUGCGGACUAUAAAUCCGAUGAGAGCUACACACCCAGUAAGAUCUCUGUCAGAGUGGGCAACAACUUCCAUAACCUGCAGGAAGUCAGGCAGCUGGAGAUGGUGGAGCCCAGCGGCUGGAUCCACAUCUCUUUGAUCAACCAGCGGACCAACGAGCCAAUCAGCACCUUCAUGAUCCAGAUCGCCGUGUUGGCGAACCAUCAGAAUGGCAGAGACACUCACAUGCGGCAGAUCAAAGUCUACACGCCGGUAGAGGAGAGCUCCAUCGGAAAGUUCCCACGAUGCACCACGGUCGACUUCAUGAUGUACCGUACCAUCAGGUGACCUGGACUGUCCCGUGACCUGCUGCAUCGGGGUGGUUUUUUAAAACGUCCAGAGAAGAGAAAAUAAAUGGCGGACUGUUACGCUUACGAUCGAUCACAUGAUCAAGUUUUGUCAAAUGUCUUUAUUAUUAAAGAACGCGUUUCAUAUUUUUAUAUUGAAUAUCUACUUCCUGUCA
This is a messenger RNA of Solea solea (common sole), 1528 nucleotides long. It is a transcript of the gene anapc10, whose product is annotated as anaphase promoting complex subunit 10. The transcript is spliced from 6 exons. The record is from RefSeq and is a predicted model, not a curated record. Lineage: Eukaryota; Metazoa; Chordata; Actinopteri; Pleuronectiformes; Soleidae. Gene Ontology annotation, cellular component: anaphase-promoting complex. Gene Ontology annotation, biological process: anaphase-promoting complex-dependent catabolic process; protein K11-linked ubiquitination. Bases 649 to 1353 code for a protein of 234 amino acids.